AUGCUCCGUCAGGUAAUCCAGGGAGCUGGGCGAUUGCAUUACCAGGCCGGCUCCACCAGAAACUUCAUCGCAAGGACAUCAUUCUUACUACGCUCGUUCUCCGCCACCGCAUCGCAACCCAUCAGAUAUGGCGGGCCAAACGACAAAAUUCGCAUAUUUGAGCGAGCCUCUAAGUCAAGCAAGAAGCAGGUCGAGAUAGACCCGAAUGCAGAAGAUGCCGAGGAACGACAAGACCUCGAAAAUGAGCUGGCCAAGCUGGACAAGGAGCUGGACGACCUCAAGAAGGACCCGUUCGCUGUAGAUAGCCCAUUCAUACAGAGCUUGCCGGAGAAGGACCGAAUCAUCGCCAUUGAAGCUAUACGCAAGUAUGAGGCAGAGCACGGCCAUGAGGAUGAGGAUGAGGGCGCGUCAGGACUUAGCCAAAUAUUCGACCAAGAGCUGGAUGAUAUGAUCAAGGAAGAAUUCGAGGGACUGGCAAAAGAAGAGGAAGAGACAUUUGACAUGACCAAGCCUAUGUCAGAGACUGGUUUGGGUAGGGAGGAAGUUGAACUAUCGCCGAUGCACCCUUACGAAAUCCGAUUUCGCACGCACCUUCAACGAGUUGAGGUCGAUCCAAACAGGACAAACGUACAGGAACUCUGGCGAUGGUAUCAGCGCUGUAAGGAUGCCAUUCCGUCUUUUCUACCUUCGUUACAACCGCAGACAUUGCAAUUGUUGUGGAAAUCGCAGGUUCAGAGUCAGACGCCCGCCACCACUCGCAUGACCCAUGUACAAACACUUGUCGAAGAUUUCAACUCUAUGGAAAGAGGUCUUCUCCCUACCGAAGUUCUCGAGUUUAUCAACGUUAUACAUGACGCAGGCGAUACUGAGAGAGCGCUGCAGCUAUGGGAAGAAUCACAGACCAUCAUAACUCGCGGAGAGGGCGAUUUACACGCUUAUUGGAGCUUGGGCGUGCGACUUUUUGCAGCAAACGGCGACCCACAGAGAGCUCAAGAUAUUGCAUUUGCUUUCCUUACUGGUGAUGGAAGUCGAUAUGCCCGCGUUCUUAUCCCAAUAGCUACGGCAUGGGCAAAGCAUGCUGAUAACAAGGCGGAUGCAAAAGCGUGGGCGAUUUACCUCCAACUCAAAACACUAUUGGGUUCUGAGAUGAAAAUGGAAGAUUAUGACACUGUCAGCACCUCAUUUCUGAACGAUGGCAAGAUCAAUCUUGCGCUAGCUGUGUUCAAGGAUAUGAUGAUCACGGGGAAAGACCCUACAAAUGAUUCUACGGCCAUCUACCAAAGGGCUAUUGGCCUUGCAGGCCAUCUACAAACUUCAAGCAUUAAGGAAGAAGACGUUAACAGAAUAUCUCUUUCUGCCUUGACUUUCUUACCUCGACGCUUCCAGAACAAGUUCUUUUACGCUAGCUGGAUGAAGAAACUCAUUGGCAUGGGCGAGGUUGAUUCUGCUGCGGCUGUGGUAGAACUCAUGUUUGAGAGAGGAGUGAAGCCAGAUGCAAUUCAUCUUAACGGAAUAAUUGGAGGCUGGCUUCGAAAUGGGAGCCCUUCGUCCAGAGAUAAAGCGGAAAGACUCGGUUGGUCUAUGAUUCAACACCGAAUUGAUACCGUCUGGAAUCGUAUACAGCAUCCUGAACAGUCUUCAAAACCAGUUGUCCCCGAACAACCAGCUGAUCGUCGAAUACCGGCAUUCUUGAAGCGGACACUUCCCCCUGCAAAUAUUGAAACGUUCUCUAUCCUUCUGCUACAUUAUUCACGACGUGGUGACGACGACAUGGUCAAAUAUUUAAACAAAUGUCUCAGCGAUGCUCAAAUUCGACCCAAUUCAUAUUAUAUGAACCAUCUACUAUAUGCCGAUCUACGCAAGCAUUACAUCCACAGUCUCUGGGAAAAAUUCCAGUUUUUGAGUCGACAGGUAGCUCCUGAUCUAGAAACAUUUGCAUGUCUCUGGGAUUGUGGGAAACUCCAAUACGAUCGAUCUCGAACACCAUACGAUAUAAACUUCCCUCAAGUGCGCCGUCUUUUCUCUAUAAUGAUGCGGUGGUAUUCAGGGCUCGAUGUACGGAGAAGGAAAACCGCACAAGAAGAAUUCUCCAAAGAACUAUAUGAUCAGAUCACGCUCUGUUUCUGUCUUUCACAGGAUCUCUGCGGCUCUCUUGUCGCACUUUAUGCCAUGCAAAAGCUAUUCAACUUCUACCCUGACGACAACACAGCACGCAUGCUAGUUCUGCAAAUAGCCCGAAUAGCCAACAAUAAUAGCAGCAAUCAACCCACCGGAAUUGGGAGGAGGUCGCGAGCUCGACGACGCCUAUCUGCUGCACCGCAACAUAAAGAGAACAUCGAGCAGAUACAAAACGUGCUAGCCGUGCUACAGGACCGCAAGGCAUCGAUGUUGCGAGCCCAGGGGCUCAGCGUUGAUCAACUUGAAGAACACGAGCGACGACAGUACCAGCUCGAGAUUCUUGGGGAUCUUCUCGUCUCGGUGAUUGAGCGCACUGUCGUUGUUGGUUCAGAAGAGGGAGUCAAAGCGCCGGUCGCUUCUGCUGUGCAUGAAAUGGGUGUCGAUGGUCUUGAUAUACAGUUUCAUCAUGAGACGCUUCAAUAG
Molecule: messenger RNA, 2601 nt
Organism: Talaromyces atroroseus
Lineage: Eukaryota; Fungi; Ascomycota; Eurotiomycetes; Eurotiales; Trichocomaceae
Exons: 1
Coding region: 1-2601 (866 amino acids)
Molecular function (GO): protein binding
Source: RefSeq, a predicted model, not a curated record